Molecule: messenger RNA, 2382 nt
Organism: Culex quinquefasciatus (southern house mosquito)
Lineage: Eukaryota; Metazoa; Arthropoda; Insecta; Diptera; Culicidae
Product: protein Fe65 homolog
Exons: 14
Coding region: 256-2361 (701 amino acids)
Biological process (GO): regulation of DNA-templated transcription
Cellular component (GO): nucleus; cytoplasm
Molecular function (GO): transcription factor binding; amyloid-beta binding
Source: RefSeq, a predicted model, not a curated record
CAAACGGGAAGGCAGGAAGGAAGACAGCAAGCAGCAUCAUCAGCAAACGGCGGAAGCAGCAUCACCCUGAUACAGCCGACGGCGGAUUAAAGAUUUUGGCAGUGAGAUAAGCUGGCACUUAUUGAAUCGUAAGCCGUGCAAAGUACACUCUUCUGUUUUGAGUUUUUCCAAGGAAUGAAAAACGAUACAAUGAUUUCGCAAGUUUUUUGACGAAAGCCUGGUAGAUGGUAAGCGCCGGGACCCGCCCACUUUUGAAUGUUGUCAGGUGAAAUUUUGGUCGGAUCACCAUUGAGCGUGGUGCUACUACCGCCACCCUCAUUAAUUGAAUUUUGUAGAACUAUGGCGGCUAUCGCCACGCUCGCCAAUCAGCAAAAUAUCGAUGAUGACGACAUUUUCCUAGAGAACGGCUUGCUAAGCUACGAAAAUCCCAACUACCACAUGGAUCCUCUGCGGAUGGAGCGCAACUCGCAUCUGUACGAGGAGAUCAUCUCUGAGCUGCAACAGCAGGGAACGCUGCGGCCGGCGGGCGCGGUGAACCUGGUCGCGCGCGAUCCAAACCGGAAGGGCUACCUGGACAUUCGGGACACGAUGGGCGUGGGCGUGGACGGGCCGAAGGAGGUCGAUGGCUCCCCAAAGCAUAAGCAAAAGAUGCUGGACGGCUCCCCUGGCGCCGAAUCGGAAACACAAAAGGACCAAAACUCGGAAAAGGGUGAAAAAACCGAUCAACAGGAACAUCAGGUGCAGGAAAAUGGCGCCGAGAUCAAACACAUCGCCGGAACGCUAAACGCGGACGAUCUGUACGCGUUGCCAAACAAAAAGAAACAGGAAGUGGGCGAGGUUCCAUCGGAGGACGACGACGUGGACGGGGACGAGGAGGACAAACAGGAGGACAUCGAUGCCAUCGAGGACAAGGACAAAACGAACGAUCUGCCACCGGGAUGGGAAAAGCACGAAGACAAUGGCGGCCCGUACUACUGGCACAUCAAAUCGGGAACAAUCCAACGGGAGCCACCGGUGUGGCCCAAAGAACCACCGACGACGCAAGAGCUUACGAAAACGAACGCAACGGCGGCGGUGGCGCCGACGCCACGCUGCAUACAGAACUCGAUGUUCUCGCAAACGCUGGUCAACCUGUACGGCACGCCCAAGCCCGAGUCCAGCUCAACGUCCUCGAGCAGCGGUCGGCUGCACGAAAGUAUCACAUCCGUCACACGAAGCAGCACUAGCUCGGCACUGGACCAGGAGGACGAACGCCGAAGGAGGGAGGAAAUUGCACUGAAACGACGAAGUUUCCCACUCAAAUCGGACACGGACCGGUCGAUUCGGUUCGCGGUGCGAUCGCUCGGCUGGGUCGAGAUCGCCGAGGAGGACCUGACGCCGGAGCGGUCUUCGAAGGCGGUCAACAAGUGCAUCGUGGACCUGUCGCUGGGCCGGAACGAGCUGCUGGACGUGGUCGGGCGGUGGGGUGAUGGCAAGGACCUGUUCAUGGACCUAGACGAUGGUGCUUUAAAGUUAAUCGAUCCGGAAUCGCUGACAAUACUGAACUCGCAACCGAUCCACACGAUACGCGUGUGGGGCGUCGGACGGGACAACGGCAGAGAAAGAGAUUUCGCUUACGUGGCCCGAGAUCGGCUCACCCGGAUCCACAUGUGUCACGUGUUCCGAUGUGAUACCGCCGCCAGGAUUAUCGCCAAUACGUUGAGAGACAUCUGCAAACGGAUAAUGAUCGAGCGGUCCCUCCAGAUCGAUGCGAACAGUUCCAGCUCGAGCAGUUCGCGCUGUGCAAUUCGUCCCACUGAUCUGCCGACCGAGAAUCGACGAUGGAUACGGCACCCAUCCUUCCCGACGCCCAUGGAGGAGCCGAAAAAGGUGCUCAAAGCCAUGUACGUGGGCGCCAUCGAGGUGAACCAACCGACGGGGAUGGAGGUGCUGAACGAGGCCAUCGACAAGAUCGUCUCGACCAACCCGAUCGAAAACUGGGACAACGUGAACGUGUCGGUGGCGCCCAGCAUGAUCAGCGUCAACAGUUCGGACCCCGAUGCGCGCCUCCUCUGCGAGUGCCGGGUACGCUACCUUAGCUUUCUGGGCAUCGGCAAGAACAUCCGGAACUGUGCGUUCAUCAUGCACACCGCUCAGGACAAGUUCGUGGCGCACGUGUUCUGCUGCGAACCAACGAGCGGAGCGCUGUGCAAAACCGUGGAGGCCGCCUGCAAGCUCCGGUACCAAAAGUGUCUGGACGUCCAUCCGGAGGGCAGUGGGCGCUACUCGGCGGACUCGCACACCCCGGGAAAGGGCAUCGGAGCGACGCUAAAAAACUUGAUGAGCUCGUUCUCGCUUAAAAAGGACAAGGCCAGCUCCUGAGAACGAGCCAAAUCACUGCAG